AUGUUUCAACCACAGCAGCCGGAACGUCGGAGUGAGCUACUCUCGAAUGUUUUCUGGUUGGUGGCGCGGAAUUCUCAGCGGCAGCGUGUGCGGCAUGCUGCAACUGGAGCGGAGGAGCAGCAGGGCGGCGAGCCCUGUGAGGCUGAGCAGCGGCAAGCAAGAAACAUCUUGAAACAGGAAUCUGUGGUGACUCAAGUGUGCAGAAGAGUUUUUCGGAAGGCUCAAAGGGACAAUGCGGCGCCAAAUUUCCAAAAGAGUGGGUUGGUCGGCAAGCAGAUCGAAAGAAUUUGGAAUGCCUUGGUGGAAGGAACUUCAGAAGAAGUCGCGACAGCCGUGUUUACGGGGGCAGAGCAGACAGUUGGUGUUGUCACUGGCCUUGCGCGUGUAUCCAUACAGCAUCUGGAAUAUGGUCCUUUGGCUAUUCUUGAUUGGGAAGAGAGAUUUGCUUGGGAGUAUUUUAACAGACUUCCUUUGAUAUUCUUGAAAGUGGAGCAAAUCUGCAGUCUUCUUGACGUGGAUGCAAACAGGAGGAAGGUGAGUUGGUCAUCCCAAAGACCCCAUAUGAUAUCUAGCAUUCAUCCUGGCCUCAAAGACGAACUUGUGCGACUCCCCCAAGUGCAAGCUUUUCUCAGGGAGCAAGAUGUGGAGGAGGAACAUGUGUCAUGUUUUGCCUUGCAAGUGUGGCAGCCUGUUGCUUAUCUGUUGCCGAUGGGGCGGAUGAGUUUUUUUGGCAUCGGCGGUAUGCUUAGAAAUCUGCCGCGGGGAAGUCCUGCAGAGUUGAGAGCGGCAUGGCGCGAAGCUUGCAGAUUUCAUGUUGCAGACGCUCGCGGCGACCAAGACGACAACCGCGGGGUCCUGCAAAAUCCUCAUAGCCUGCGAGUUUGGGCAGGGCAUAUUCGUGCAUGGGCCGUUCACGUGUUACAUGGUCGUGCAAACAAUCAAAAUCAGGAUCCGGAUGAGCAGAGAUUUCUGUUGGAAACAUGUGUCCAGAUUUUCGAGCAUGAAGCAGACAAUCUGGAAGCCCACCAUGGGGCCUCUCCGUGGAUGGAAGGUUUCGGUAGAUUCGGGUUUCAGAGGCGUUACAAGAUGAUUCAGCUCUUGAGAUUGGUUCUAUUAGUCCGGGACAUCAGGACGGCCACGAAGACGAAGGAAGUCUUGAUCAGUGCUUUGCGAGCAGUUUUUCCGCCAGAGGCUUUGGAGUAUCUACAAAGCAUGAUUGCUGAUGUUGAUGAGGCUGGAAAUGGAAUCGUUCCGUCCAAGGCAGUUCUUUACAACAUGCGUUUUGUUGUUGACCUAAGCUUGAUGUUGCACAUGAGAACUGUUUUGCGUGCAAACUUUCUGCAAGAAUUCAACAAUGACGACAUCAUGUGGUACAACCAUGCUCCUGCAGUUUAUUUGCUUGCAGAUUCGAGUCCGCAGGGUGGAAAGAACUUGCUGAACUCCGAGUAUACCAUGGUUCUAGCAGAGGAUAUUUUGGAAUUGGCGAAGAUUCAAGUGGCUAUACGGGAGACUUUGCAAGCACUGUCGCGGGAGGAUCUUCAGGAGCACGAGCUAAAGAACUUUCUGGAAGAGCAUGAUGCAUUGCUGGAAGCUGGUUGCAAACUUUUUCGGCACCAUGCAAAUAUACCCGUUGUUCUGGGGUCCGGGCAUGCAGGUCUAGUGCAUGAGUUUGUUGCCUUGCAGCAUGCGGUGUUCAUGGAAACAGGCUGUUCAAGAACAUUGGCAAGCUGGAACCACUGUGUUGUAUCAACUACGACAGAUAGAGGGGUCGAAAAGGCGUUGAACAGGAUGCAGCCGUUGUCUUUUGGCCAGGCUUUUCCUUACUUCACAGGUCCCCGAAACCAAGAAGGCCCAGGAAACAUCGACUUGGAGUUCGAGGAGGACGGAGGCCAUGUAGGACUUGCACCUCCGGUUGUUCCAGCAGUUGGCGUUCGAGACAACAUGCUGCAUGAUCGUGCGAGAAUCGAUGAGGACGUGAGUUUGCAUUUGUCGCAUUCAUUGGAUGUUGCUGGAGCAAUGCAUUCCUUGCACAAUAUCAGCUUGGGUUUCUUGUCCAGUAUGCGAAACUAUGACACGUACUUCUGGCCAAAGUUGCAAGCCCUGACUCGUUUUCUGCAUGCCCCGUACUAUAGAGAGCGAUUCUGUGAGAAGUGCUUGGUCGGGAAUCUGGAACCGAUGGGAGCGUUGCUGGAGUCAUUCCCUUACAAGCUUGUGCAGUGGCGGUGGCUGACAAUCACGGCUGUAGUCCCUCACCUUUUGCAGCUUGAGCAUGUGUUGGUUGCAGGUUGGGAUCCUGGGCGCAUGGGCGUCAGAGUGGCGGCGGAGCAGCAGCGUGCCGAGGAGGAUGAGUAUCACAACAUGUCUUGGGAUCUUGUGCAUGAAGCGAUCAGAAGCACGGACUUUUGGGCUUGGCUCCGGAUGUUGUCGAUUCUUACCGCUAUUAUGAGUUACCUCGAGAGAUGGUUCUUUGGUUGCGAGUGUCAUUUCGAGGAGCCCACAUUGCAGAAUCUGAUUCAUGCAGUGCGUGUUGGAGUGCCACUGAAUCGGCAAGACAAUCGCGACCGUAGCAAGGUCGUGUGCCCAUUUCGUCAGCGUCGGGGUCCAGAGCUUGCUAGCGGUGAUUUUUUGAAUAUGGUGGAGACAUUGUGUUUGGUGAGUUCGCAAGAGCUUGUAUCGGUAGUGAUUCCUGCCUGCAGUGAGCGAGGGCGAGCUAGAGUAGCCGAAGAUUUCCAAUGUGCGAGGCAGCACUUGUCCUUCCACUUGAAGGUGCAGUUCUCAGCUUGGUCUAUGCUUCCCCGAGUUCUGGUCGGCGUCAUGCACUCAGAUGUGGAGAAGGCCCGUCAUUGUGCGAUCAUGGCAUUGAGUCAGUAUUCGGAUCUUCGGCCAGAACAACAGGAGCAAAGUCAUUUCAUUGUGAAAUCGUUUCUGGAUGCAGCAGGGCGGUUGAGGCCUUUGAUGUGUCGUUUCAUUGCUGGAGAAUCCCUGAUUUCCUUACCGCUGUUGCAUUUCCAUGUUGUGCGGCUGGGGCUCGUACCCAUUGUCGAGAUCACAGUGGAAGGCAUGCAUGCAGUGAUACAGUCGGCGAUCAAACGAGGAAGUCAUCAUUCAAGUAUGCCUACAAUAUCACUUGCCAAUCGUUGGUCGGAAUUCUUGGAUGCUUUGAGUGUACAGCACCGCUUCGAAUGGUUUGCCAACACCUGCCUGCAAAUCUAUCACCCAUUGAGAGCGGCUCCAGUUUUCGGGGUUGACUCACACCCGACGCUACGAGGAGCAUACCCGGGUAACGAGAACCCCAACUUGUUGCAUUUGUUGGGCUCAACCUUCAAGUGGACGAAAUGUGUCAAAGGCCUCAUUUAUCGAAGUGACCGCAAAUUGGCUUUACAGGAUCUGCCAGGCAUGGACAAGCCAAAGCCACCUCCCAAAGGCAUUGUCGUUAAGGACGAGGAGGCCUUGUUGAAUUUGGAAGCAUUUCGAGCUUUCGUGGAAACCGUCGACAGAGAUUGCUUCUAUAGUGUACCUAUCAAGCUUCAUCUCCCCAACAAUGGAAUUUCUGAGCUGCGUGUUGUGCCUGCACAUGAGCAUAUUCGUGUGGGUACUAGGGCGCAAGAGGUGGAGAUGCCAAGCUGGUUGAAGAAGGAAUGUGGGCUCAACGAUGUGGGGUUAGAGUUUGAGGAUGCAGAAGUGUUCGGAUUGCCAUCCACACAUGCUCGGCUCACCCAUCGGCAAUGUGCUGAUGCUGAUCACUUCUUUUUUCAGCUGCUGUCCAAGCAUCCUUCGAGAUUGAAGCAGGAUAUCAAUGCUUUCUCGUCCGGUGACGUCGCUGUGUCUCAGCAUACAUGCGUAAGCCUAGAGACUGCCGGUGGUGCCAAGGCCCCAAAUGCAGAGUCAGCCAUGAAAGCAGUCGUUGAGACAUUGGCUUCCAACAGUUAUGUGUCGAUGAGUAGUAGUCAUGCGCCCGAGGGAAUGUGCGAGUGGAUCUUGCCGGGAAACCAGGCGUCUCAUCUGCGGAAGGCGUUGUUGUGGGAGCAUGACGAGUUUGUACAUUGUGUCGCAAAUCAUACAGCCCCCAUUGAUCAUGAUGUGAAGCAGUUGUUGGAGCAUGCCGUCGAGUACAAAGCCACCCCUGGGUCAUCGAAUGUGUUGCCCCUGGCUGACUGCACGGAGGAAGAGCAGGCUUGUUUAAGAAAGGCGGAUCCUGCUUACUUUUCCUUCGUUCCGAGUCUGUCUGGAUACCAGAUGACCCAUGAAGCAACAGACAUGCUUUCCUUUCAGCGAUUCUUGAGAAAUCCGAAGCCUUUGUUGACUGCCGACCAGGAUGCCCCUUUGAAGGAGCAAACUACCUUCACGUUGCUGAGCUCUUUGUUUGCUGCAGGAUGGAAGCUGCUUCGUGCCAGGCCCAAGGACAACAUGCCUUUGCUCAAUAUCAACGUGGGGCCUGUGUCCCAACCCCAGCGGCUGAUUCGUUUGUCGCCUGAUGCUUCACACGUGGCCAGAUCUUAUUUGGUGUGUUUGGCUAUGAUUUGGAGCUCCAGUGAUUUUCGGACUUUCCUGCGUGAGAACCAGAUCCUUUCUGUGAAGCAUGGGCAGGACGAGAAGUACUACGAUAGACUGUUAUCCGAGAAUCCUGAUAAGCUGCUGAAAGUUGACUUUGAGGUAGAUGGAGGAGUCCUCGACCCACAGUCGUUGCGGGAUUCUCGUGUCACAGCAGGUGGUCGUGGUCGUGGUGUUGGCAACAAAAUGAGAUUGCCGGAGUCUUUCCGAUGGGGUGCCGUCAGCUUCAAAUACCACCAGCCACCCAAGGGAUCCCAGCAUGGUUCCUUGCAGUGCGAUUGUAUGAGACGUAGCCACCGACGUACCAACCAGAAGGGACAGCCGAUCAUUUGCACAUGGACUUGCAAGUUUGAGAACGAGGAUGCCCGUCAAGAGCUGGUCCGUAGAAUGAAGCAUUGGGUUGUUCUGGGUUUGGAUUGUGCCACACAUGGCAAGCAUCAAGACCUUAGAAAAGUCAUCAUGAACAAGUCCAUGGAUGAGAUACCAGAUGAAACUGCUUCGAAUGCUGUGAUGCCUUCUGAAGACAGGGAUGCCACUGAUAUAGAAGGGGAAUCAAUGGUCCCUGUCCCUGAGUUUUUCGUGCCCGGGGAAGCCAGCAGCAGUAGUGCUUUGCCAGCACCAACGGCAAAGGCAACGGCCAAGGCAAAGCAAAAACAGAAAGCAAAGACAAAGGCAAAAGCCAGGGCCACACGUCAGCAGCCGGCCGAAGUUGUCGAGCCAGCUCCCAAGCGGGCACGGGUGCUUGAAGCACCUCAGUCGCCUCGAGACGAAGCGGCUUCGGAUCCUCCCACAUCGGACUCAGGCAGCAGCUCAUCCAGUUCCAGAUCCGGGCGAAGUUCAGGUACUGAUGAAUCAGGAUCAUCGUCCAGCUCCUCCUCUUCUUCGUGA
This is a messenger RNA of Symbiodinium sp. CCMP2592, 5439 nucleotides long. Lineage: Eukaryota; Dinophyceae; Suessiales; Symbiodiniaceae. The record is from the annotation of a GenBank genome assembly.